This is a messenger RNA of Triplophysa rosa, 6584 nucleotides long. It is a transcript of the gene ankef1a, whose product is annotated as ankyrin repeat and EF-hand domain containing 1a. The record is from RefSeq and is a predicted model, not a curated record. The transcript has 10 exons. The coding region runs from base 191 to 2533 and encodes 780 amino acids. Gene Ontology annotation, molecular function: calcium ion binding; protein binding. NCBI's taxonomy places the organism in Eukaryota, Metazoa, Chordata, Actinopteri, Cypriniformes, Nemacheilidae.
AAUUCGAGGCCGCAACAAGAAAGGCGGGGACAGUGAGGCGGGAAUUUACUACUUCACUAAGCUUUCUGAGAGUUCAUUGCGUUCGGUUGCCAUAGAGACGCACAGAAAGAAACACGGAUCUCGGAAACGAUGUUGAACGUAACAUUAACAUACUGCUGAUUUUUAGGCAUUACCGACAAAAGGGGUCACGAUGUCAUUCUCUGUAGCCAAGAGCAGACUUGACACUCUACAGAUCUAUCGGCUCCUUCAGUGCGUCCGGGAGGGAGACAAACCGUACAUAGAGAAAUUAAUCUCUAUGGGUGUCGAUGACCUCAUUAAUCUCACGGAACCGCGCGAAGGUAACGGCGUCCUUCACUUGGCAUCGGUGGCCAACAACCACGACAUGCUGGAGUUCCUCAUAGCGAAAGGAGCCAGCCCAAACGUGCAGGAUAGGAGAGGGCGAACGCCGCUGAUGCUGGCUGCGGAGCUCGGCUACGACGGCAUCGUGUCUCUGUUGGCAAAGAAAAACGCAAACAUGACACUUGUAGACAACGAAGGGAAAGGCUUGCUUUUCUACUGCAUCCACCCCACCAAAAGGCACAUGCGCUGCCUCCAGGUGGCCCUUAUGGGCAAUGCGGAUGUAAACAAUGCUUCAACAAAUGGGAUGCCCGUGUUCCUGCUGGCCUGUGAGCAAGCUCAGGACUGUGAGGGAAUGUGUCUCAGCAUCCUGGAAAGAGGAGCGGACCCCAAUGCGACAAAUCAGGUGACAGGUCAGACCGCUCUGAUGGAGGCGAUCAGAGGAGGAGCAAUAGAGCUAGUGAGAGCCAUUCUAAAAAAAGGAGGAAAUGUCAAUGCUGUGGAUAAGAAGGGAUUCCAUGCAGCUCAUUUUGCAUCUGAACGAGGCUUCAUUGAAAUCAUUAAGGUGUUGUCUGCAUAUGCAGCUGACCUUGGAGAGGUGACAAAAGAUGGAGAUACACCUCUGCACUUUGCUGCCUCUGGUGGAUACACAGAUUGUUGCAGGUUUUUAGCUCAAAGAGGAUGCAAUCCCAAACUGAAAAAUCAAGAAGGUCUUCUUCCCCGUCAGACUGCUAAGGACUGCGGUCACAAGGCCACCGUGAAAGAGCUUAAGAAGGCCGAACGAUUACAUGGAAAGUUUGCCAAAGGAAUGGGCGGCACAAAUGAACCGUGGGCUCUGACACUUCACGACUGGUCUCAUGAGAAUGAGGACGCACUGAGAAACGCUUGGGAGUCAGCCCCAGACAACAUCGCUGGAAUAGAUGCAGUGUCCAGGGCAACGUUUGUGUCUGUUCUUCGUGGACUUCAGGCUCCUGUAGACGAUGACCAAAUUCGGAAGCUUCUGCUUUCUCUGGACAGGAGGAGAGAGGGAUUCAUAGAUGUUAAUGAUUUCUUGAAAGGCCUCAAAUACCUUCCUAAGACUUACGUUAUGGCCUCUUAUGGGCCAAAGAAGAAAAAGGCAAGCAAAGCAGGAAAGACUAAGAAGAGUAAGUUUAAUCUACCUAUGCCUAUCUGCACUAUUCCACCUGAGCUCAUCCGUCGGCGCGAUGAUGGUGGACCACCACAUUUCAUGAUCGAAAGCUACCAGCAUGCCACAGACAUACACAGAUUUGACCGGGAUCAUAGACCAGAACAUCCUAUUGAAGAUGACACAGGGUGGUACAUAGAUGAGCCUGAAAAAAUAUACAUAAAUAUGAAUUACUGUGUUAAAACGGGAGAUAUUGAAUCUCUUAAGCUGGCAGUUAGUCAGAAGGUUCCUGUAGAUGUGAAAGAUCGCUUUUACAAGACACCGCUUAUGGCUGCAUGUACAAGUGGGAACUAUGAGAUGGCAAAGUUUCUUCUUGAUAAUGGGGCUGACGUGAAUGCAUGCGACCAGUUCAGUUGGACUCCUCUGCAUCAUGCCUGCCAUGCAGGACAGCUAGACAUCAUACAGCUGCUACUGGAGGCGGGAGCUUCUGUGGACCCGCCCACCCUGAAUGGGGCCACUCCCCUAAUGAGAGCCAUUGAGAGCUGUCGGCCGUCCUGUGUGGACUAUCUCAUCAAAGCUGGGGCAAAGAUCAACGCAGUAAAUAAAACAGAGCAGAACUGCUUGGACGUUGCCCAUGCUUAUGCAGACUUCAGGAUGGUGGAUUUGAUCCAGGCCAAGAUUCAUGCCCUACCCAGACAUAGGGACAAGAAGGCACAACCUGCCAAAGUCAAACGCAAACCAACUCCGGCCUCUGCUUCUGGAUCGACGAAAGAAAAGCAGGGCUCCGUUUCCACUCCCACAGCCUCCUCAAACUCAGCAGUCAAGAAAGCAAUGAAGAAAGACAGCGUUAUCGUGCAUAGCACUCAGAUCACCAGCGGCAAGCUCAACAAAUUGGACAUCAGUUUUGUGCCAAGAACGACGUGGCGAAAUCAGCUGACCACUAUCGAGCUAAUGGAGAAGAAGGCCAUGAGGAGAAAGCGCUUCACCUAUGAAGUGGACUUUGAUGACUUCAAGAUGCCAUUCAAUAAAAACAUUCAGAAGAAGUCUGUGGAGUUUGAGCUCACCGAUUGAAAGAGACCAUGUCUCCAAUAGAAAAGUCAAUGUUAGUAUUUCCAAAAAACUAAAUUCCUGACAACUUGGGCAUGUGUGGUAUGGACGUGAAUGAUGGAUCAAAUUGUGUGCUUUUAUCCAGUGUGUGCUUUUAUCCAAUGCAACUUACAACCUAGAGAUUUAUGUGUGUUCCUUGAAUAAUCAAAUUAUUAUUGAUUAUGACAUGAUAGUUCAUCCAGAAAUAAAAAUUCUGUUGUUAUUUAUUCACCUCUUAUGUACUUUAAAACCUGUAUGUGACUCUUUCUUCUGUGGAACACAAAAGAAGAUUUUUUGAGAAAUGUCUUUUUCUUUGGGUCCACACAAUAGAAGUCAAUGGGGACCAAUGUUGUUUACUGACCGACAUUUUUCAAAAUAUAUUCUUUUGUGUUCUGCGGAAGAAAAAACGUUUCUUCUGCAAGUUUGGAGUGACAUGAGGGGCGAGUCAAUUUUAAAUGAACUAUAUUUUAUAUAUUUAUUUAAAAAAGGGGUAUUCUGUUUUGACUUUAGUCAGUAAGCAUCUACCUAGGAUCACUCAGAACACAUUAGCAACCUCACAGAAACAUCUCGGCAACCACCCAGAACACAAUAGCGUUUUCAAAGAAUUUAAUUAAACAUUCAUUUUAUAUAUUUAGGGCUCCGAUUUACUCCCCUAGUAAACAUCUAGUUUUAGUAACACACUAACUAACAUAGCUCUGGUUUCACAGACAAGGUUUAGGGCUAGUCCCAGACUGUCCGUGCCAUUGUUUUGUUUCAAGAUGCACAUCAGUGAUGUUUUUUAAGGCAUUUUAAUGAAAGCAACUUUCAAAGCCUAAAUUACCUAAGGCAUAGUCCUGGCUUAGGCUAAGCCUUGUCCAUGAAACCUGGCCAUGGAAUGUUUAUACAAUGGUUACUCAGGGAUUAAAAACGGCAUAUUUCACUGCUGUUUCUCUGUCGUCUUAGAGAGGGAAGUGCAUUAAGCCAGAUUGAUUAUGCGUUUAUGAGAGGCUGGAGAUGAGAUCUGCUGCCUACGAGCUGGCAUGCAGUUUGUCUCCUCCGUGUCUCAGCGUCUGUCGACCGUGCUGAAUACAGGCCUUUCGCCACAGGCAGCGCCGCACAAACCCCUCAUGUUUAUCUCUGAAAACUGAACAGUUCUAUCAGUAUGCAGGAAUCUGAGAAAUGAACUGGAGAUAAUAGAAAUGGAAAUGUGGCUGUUGAUUGAAAAUGCGACUAGUAAACAGACUUUCAUUGCAAUAAAAGCUUUUCAUGUAUACUUAUUUACAGUUUAAAGUGAUGUCUGGUAGUUAUCGACACAGAUUUUCUCUGGUAUGGAAUAGGCAGGAGGCUUUUGUUUUAGUCUGCAGCUCUUCUGCUUGGCCAACAGGUGGCGUAACUGUGUUUACAUAACAGUAAUGUCUGUUUUGGAGGUGAGUGCUAAAAUCCUCAGCACUGAGUUGUGCAAAAUGGCAGCCAAAACUAUUGUGAUUGUUGUGAGACAUACUCUGAUCCCAAUUAAAAUACCAUUGUUAAGGUCUGGAUUGCAGGUUUUAUGUAUCAUCAUCAUCAUCAUAACAUGCAUGUCGAGUUUUAUGCAUCUUGAUUUAAUCUCUCCCUUUUUAAUGUCCCUGUUAUUUAGCAUUGUUUUAAAAAUCAAUAGAAAUGUUUCAGUAAUGAGUGAACAGGAUUCUCACAGCACUAGAGACAAAGUAGCCUGUCAAAUCAAUGCAAUGGCACGAUUUACUGUAACCACUGAGUCAGUAAGCUCUGUUUGAACUGUCAACAGUGGCGUCUGCAAAACAGCGAUAAGGUGUUUUGUAUUUGUACGACGUGGAUCUGAUUAAACGCACCUCCGUUAGCUGCUACCAGUGUUCACAGCCCAAUUAGAUCAUUAAAUUGCUGUGCCUUUAAGGUCUUUCGGGCGUAGUUACAUGACAAAAUGAACAGCUUUAAAUCAAGGUCAAAUGUUUUUUUACACAUCAAUCUGAUUUUCAGUGAGAUGACAGCAUUUAGGAGAAUUAUCAGACACUGUAAUAGCCCAAAGAGAGAAAAUAUAUGUUUAAAUGAUUGUGUGUCCACAUGUUUGAUAUGUUUAUUAUAGAUGCCUGGAUUUAUUAUGGAUGCUGGAAUAGAGAUGAUAGACAACAACAGAGUAAACAUUAGAGUGAGAGAGAGAGACGGGGGCGGGCAACAUUGGUGGGGGGGCUCAAGAGCAAAUGCGUCACGGUCACAAAGGUGAGGGAGAUGAGGGAAGGACGUGGAAAAUGAAAGCGAUAGUGUGAGCAUGAAGCCAUAACAUUCACCCUGUAGAUGUGUGUUACAAGAGUGGGGUGAGUCAGGGAUGGAGAGAGAGCAGAACUAGGAGGAGGAGGAGUGAAUUUUUAAUAAAAUCAAUCCCCCCGGCUUCAGUGUAAACGAGAUCUGCGGGGAGUGAUGAGCACGCACAUGCAAAUGUGUUUUUUUGUGCACGUAAGUGUGCAUUUAUUUAUGCAAACAGUGGCGUUUACUGGCUUAGACCACAAUGAAAAUCAAUUGAAAAGGGUUUUGGUUAAAACAAAGUUAUAAUUUUAAUUAAAAAUGAUUAUAUUUCUAAGCACAUUUGUAGAUCAUGUUAACUCAUUUUGAGUUAAAGCAUUUUGACUAAUAAUACUCUUGUACUGUAUACUAUAUACAGUUACCUUUAUUUUUAACACAGGUUUUUGUUUUACUCUUGUUUCUGUAUCAUGCAAUGCUGCAAUUGCCGAAAUGAUAUGCCUGCCCAGUCCAGUUUGUUUUCUGUGAUAAAAGUCUUUCCUUGUAGCACUGCAGUGCUUCAACUCAUACACACCCCCACACAGAGCUUACUCAGCACUGUCGUCCCUCCCGGGACUGAGGGGAGACAGAGAACUCUGGCCAGGCACAGGCAGCUCAGCCUGAGUUGUGUUUCUGUUUAUUUUAGUGCCUGACACAGCUCUGCCCAUUGCCAGAGGCCCCUGAUCUGAGUUUAUCCAGCUGGGUUUGACCCCGCUCUUGUUUUCAGACACUGAGCAUUCACAUAAAGUGAAACAGACUCAUACAGGUCUGAAAUUAACUGUCAAUGGUGAUGAAUUCAGAUCAGUGUUGGGUAAAUACUCUGAAAAAGUAAUUAAUUUCAAGUUACUAAUUAUUAAUUACAUAUUCAAAAGUGUAAUUAGAUUACUGUACAAAUUACUCUCUCCAAACUGUAUUUAAUUACUUAUUACUAAUUACUUUCUAUAUCCUAUAUCAACCUUGAUUAGUUAAGUGAUUCAAGGAUAGACAUGAAACAACUCUUAAUUCAUUCAAAUAAAUAAUAUAAAACUAAAGUAUUACAAAUGUGAGAAAGAUACAUUAAUGCAUUCAUUUUAAAGUUAGACUUUGAAUUUUCAUGUCAAUUCGACUAUUGUAUACAUUACACAGUAUUUUGUUCAAUUACACCCGAAUUAACUGUAAUUAAAUUGCAGAAGAAAUAAGAGUAAUCCCUUACUUUACUUUUUAAGGGGAAAGUAAUUAAAUUACAGUAACUAAUUACUUAGGAACCAGUUACACCCAACACUGUUUCAGACCAUGUGUUUAUUGUUUUUUUAUCUGCCGUUAAAUUGUAUUUUAGUCUAUGGAAAUUGAAAAUUAUUUAAUUUAUGUUUUGCAACAGUGAUAAGUGGGUUUCCAUUUCUUGCUGCAGUUGCACCUGUCAUCCUGUAUCCUCAAUGAAAGUAUUAUAAUAAGAGUGAAGUAAACAUUGUUGGAUCUUCUAAGAUUUGCGAUUGUUUUCUGUAGUGGACGGAUUUAUUUGCAGACAUUUAAAUCUAGGGCUGUCACAUGAUUAAUCGCAUCCAGAAUAAAAGUUUGUGUUUGCGUAAUAUAUGUCUGUGUACUGUGAAUAUUUAUUUUGUAUUUAUAAACACAUACAUGUAUACAUUUAGUAAAUAUUUAGAUGUAUUUAUUUAUGUUUACCAAUAAUUUAAAUGAUAUAUAAAUGUUUAUGAAUUUUUAUACUUUUCUUAAAUAUAUGCAUGUAAGCCUUGCAUAUGUGGAUUCUAAAUAAGUCACCAGUCAUACUGUA